AUGCGUUUCCUCUUUUACGUUAUUCUUGUUAUAUUUCUAACUUCCACGUCCAUCUCAUCUUCCUAUGACGGUGGAAAUGAGACCGAUCAUCACGCUUUGCUCAAGAUCAAGUCAAUGAUCACUCGAGAUCCAUAUGGAGCUUUAACUUCAUGGAACACCUCCCUUCAUUUUUGUGAUUGGUAUGGUGUUAAAUGUGGGAAGCGACAUAGAAGGGUGACUUUUGUAGCACUACAGUCGCUGGGUCUAGAAGGCUCUUUGUCUCCUCAUGUAGGGAACCUCAGCUUCCUCCGUGUGUUUUCUCUCGCUAACAAUAGCUUUCAAGGAGCCAUCCCUCAUGAAAUCGGUAAUCUAAAUAGGCUGACUAUUCUUUAUCUUGGUGCAAACACAUUCAACGGAGUCAUUCCAACUAAUUUGUCUGGUUGUUUAAACCUUCAAAAGCUUGAUCUAUCUAGAAACAAGCUAGUUGGAAGCAUACCCAAAGAGAUCAGCUUCCUCUCCAAACUUUCUUUUCUUUCACUUGGUCUUAAUAAGUUAACAGGUGGAAUCCCGCCUUUCUUGGGGAACAUUACGUCGAUGGAAACGUUCAGUGUUGUUAGAAAUCCGGUGGGGUGGGAUCAUUCCAGACACCUUAGAAUUGCACCACUUUUAUAUCGUUUUGGCUCUAGCUUUUUGCAAGUUUCAAGGAGUGCUCCUAGAUCAAUUGGUAACCUUUCUGAUCAACUCGGGUCUCUGACUCUGUACGGAAAUAAUUUACAUGGAAACCUCCCCACGUCAAUUGGUAAUCUAGUUGGCUUGGCUGGUUUACAUUUAGGACGUAAACCAAUUCACAGGAAGCAUCCUUCAACCAUCGGGCAACUUCCUGAUGCCUUAGGGAACUUGUCAUCUUUACUCCAACUUUAUUUGUUUUCCAAACAAGUUAGAAGGGGUAACAUUCCUAGUAGCCUUGGUAGUUGUGGCAGCCUUACCAGUUUGUCCCUCAAAGGCAACUUGUUUCAAGGCAUGAUACCGCCAUCAUUAAGUUCCUUAAAAGGAUUGGUGGAACUCGAUAUUUCUCAUAACAAUUUAUCGGGCCAAAUUCCUCGAUUCUUGGAACGGUUCUUGUUUAGAAUAUUUGAACCUAUCAUAUAA
Messenger RNA from Helianthus annuus (common sunflower), 1128 nucleotides. RefSeq names its product putative receptor-like protein kinase At3g47110. Lineage: Eukaryota; Viridiplantae; Streptophyta; Magnoliopsida; Asterales; Asteraceae. The record is from RefSeq and is a predicted model, not a curated record. Gene Ontology annotation, molecular function: protein binding. The coding region runs from base 1 to 1128 and encodes 375 amino acids. The transcript is spliced from 4 exons.